UACAUGCAGUAGGAACACAGAACAGAUGAAGAUCUGCAAGUACCAGGGGUUAACAGUGGUUAGUUCUCAACUCUGAGCUCAGGAGGUGAGAUCCUCACAAAAGCUUCACUCUCACUCUGCUUCCCCCAGACCAGCAUGAAUCUGAGCUCCUUCAACAGCCCUUCCACAGCAGGGAACCCCCUCAGGCUGAGAAGGCUGUAAGUUCUUGCUAUAGGGAGGAAGCCGCCCACAGCCAAGGAUGGGGGCUUAUCUGGAAAAAGGGCAGCAAGACAGAUUCAUCAAAACCAGCAGUGAGCUCAGUCUGGCAGCAUGCCUGCAGCCGGCCAGAAAAUCCGAGCAGUUUCGUUUUCCCAAAAACAAGUAACCCAACCACUAGAAGAAUUGAGCCAAUUCGCUGUGACCACUGCUAGCCAAACCCAUGCUAGACCCGGGGCUGCUCCUCUGAACCUCACAGACAGGCGACCAGUCCACAAAUGAAACACCACCUGGCCACAGACCAGAAGAUUCUGGGCCGGAGGCUGAGUUCGGGAAGGAAAGGGAGACUUACAUUCCUGCCUGUUUCUAAAUUCUGCUUUCCCAGCCGGCCAGGGAACAGCGAUCAAAAGUCUUUUCUCACAAAAUGAAAGUGGUGAGUGAGAGCCACAGAGCUGCGACCUUCAAGGGAGCCAGGGACAGAAGGGUGGCCCGGUGCCAGAGGAAAGGGCCUGGAGAAGAGCUUAUCUCCUUUCGAACAAGUUUUAUGCUGUCUUGUGUAAUUCGUAUGAAUAGAUUCCAUAAAUUAGUUGGUAAAUAGGUACACUUGGGCCGGUGACAGAACACUGGGAUAUAGGAAGAGCUAGGAGGAAGGAGGAAGAAAGAAGUGGGGAGAAAGCAGAUACCAAAAGAAACUAAAAACACCAAGAACAAUCCGAACGCCCAAUAUGGCUAAGGUUCAGAAUUAUUAAAGUUUAGUUUAUUAAGCACAUAUGAGUUUCAAGCUUCCCGGUAUUUAGAAGGCUUCCUAUUGGUCUCUGCCCGCGGGCGGGAGAGGGUGGGUGGAGAGUCAGGCAGUGAAAAGGAAAGGCGGGAAUUCCACGCCACCUCCGCGCGCUCUGCGCUCUGGGAUCCGGAGCGACCAGGACCUGGUGAGACCCUCAGCUCCCCUCCACCUUCCCCGAGGUCCAGCACACCAGAACUGGAACCUGAGCAGCCCAGAAGCCAGGGUGGCACCACUGUGUCUCUCCUGUCUGAAGACCCGGAUAUUUUCUCAGACUUGGCGACACGUUCCUUUAAAAGAUCAGCAUGGAGACAUAUCUCUCCUUAGUGGUGAAACGGUCUUACCCAGAUUUGAUCAUCUAUGCAGGAGAAGUGACUCUGGGAGAAAAAGUUCGAAAUAAAAAGGACUCAAAGAAAAGAAAGCUGGAGAAGACAAGAAUUACACAGGCUGCAUGUGCUCUGUUAAACUCUGGAGGAGGAGUGAUUGUUAUACAAAUGGCCAACCAGAGUGAGCAACCUGAGAGGAUGGGACAGGACUUGGAAACAUCUUUGAGAAACCUUAUUCCAUCCCUUGAUUUGCAGGCUUUCUUUGAGACCAAGCAACAGGAGGAUAAGUUUUACAUUUUUGUUAAGUCUUGGAGCUCCAGCCCUGAAGAUGAUUCCACUAAGCCUCGAAUUUGCAGCCUGGGCACUUCCCUGUACUGUCGAUCUCUCACUUCUAAGGUUGCCAUGGAUUCAAGAGAUGCAUUUUACUUUCUGAAAAAAAAGAAGGCAUAUAUCAAAUGCAGUCCGACUGAUGACAGAGCUCCACCUGCUAAAAUUCCCAGAACCAUGAGUCAGAAAAGCCUUGAAUCAAAUCCAGCUUUUGAAAUUUUCCAAAGUAAGAAACUUGAAUAUGGCCAACGCUUGCUUUUUUCUGAAUCCACAUCUAUAGAGUUUAAACAAUUCGAUACCGAAAAUGCCCAAAAAUAUAUGAAAGACAUAAUUCCAGAGUACAUCUCCGCGUUUGCAAACACCCAGGGAGGCUAUCUUUUCAUUGGAGUGGAUGAUAAGAGUAUCAUCCUGGGAUGCCCAAAAGACAACGUUGACCCUGACUCUUUGAAAAUUGUGGCAAAUGAAGCAAUAUCCAAGUUGCCAGUUUUCCAUUUUUGUUCAUCUAAAGACAAGAACAAGGUGUCUUAUGAGACCAGAGUCAUAGAUGUGUUUCAAGAGGGAAAUUUGUAUGGUUAUCUCUGUGUGAUCAAAGUAGAGCCAUUCUGCUGUGCAGUGUUCUCAGAGGCUCCCAUUUCAUGGAUGGUAGACAAGGAGAAAGGUGUCUACACACUGAACACCGAGGAAUGGGUACGCAUGAUGGUGGAUGUUGGCCCAGAGGCAGCUUCCAAUGAUCUAUCUAGAGAUUUUGAAUGUCAGCUGAGUCUAUCCGACAGCCCUCCACACUGCAGACCAGUGUAUUCUAAAAAGGGACUGGAACAUAAAGUCGACCUGCAGCAGCGUUUAUUUCAAGUGUCACCAGACUGUUUAAAGUAUACUCCUGAAUCUCUCUGGAGUGAGCUGUGUUCCCAGCAUGAGAGACUAGAGGAUUUAGUAAAGCAGCAAAUACGUUCUUUCUCCUGUGGUUUGCUGAUCCUCUCUAGAAGCUGGGCUGUGGACCUGAACCUGGAAGAGAAGCAGGAAGUCAUCUGUGAUGCUCUGCUGAUUGCACAGAAUAGCCCCCCCAUCCUCUACACCAUCCUUGGGGAGCAGGAUGAGCAGGGUCAGGACUACUGCACCCGCACUGCCUUUACUCUGAAGCAGAAGCUGGUGAACACUGGUGGCUACACUGGGAGAGUGUGUGUCAUGACCAAGGUUCUCUGCCUGAGCUCUCAGAACAAUAACAAGACCAGUGGGGGCUCAGUCUCUCCUAUUGAUUACCCAAGCUCCUAUAACCUUGCAAACAUCCAGGAAAUGCAGGGCUUGCUGCAGGCCCUUGUGAUUGUCUUGCUCAACUUCAGAUCUUUCUUGAGUGACCAGCUUGGCUGUGAAGUUUUGAAUCUUCUCACAGCCCAACAGUAUGAGAUACUCUCAAAAAGUCUCCGCAAAACCAGAGAACUAUUUGUGCAUGGCUUGCCGGGCUCAGGGAAGACAAUCAUAGCCAUGAAAAUCAUGGAAAAGAUCAGAAACACAUUCCACUGUGAAACAGAUAGAAUCCUCUACAUCUGUGAAAAUCAGCCAUUGAGGGACUUCAUCCAGGCAAAAAAUAUCUGCCAGGCAGUGACCCGGAAAACCUUCAUGAAUUAUAAAUUUAAGACAGAGAGGUUCCAACACAUCAUUAUUGAUGAAGCCCAGAAUUUCCGCACUGAGGAUGGAAACUGGUAUGAGAAGGCAAAAGGAAUCACUCGAGGAAUGAAAAACUGUCCUGGAAUUCUCUGGAUCUUUCUGGACUAUUUUCAGACCAGUCACUUGCAGGAGAGUGGCCUCCCAGAUUUCUCACUCCAGUAUCCAAAGGAAGAGCUCACACAAGUGGUACGCAAUGCAGAUAAAAUAGCUGAGUUCCUACAACAAGAGUUGCAAAAAAUCAGAGAUAACCCUCCAUGCAGCAUUCCUCAAGAGUCCCUAAAUAUUCUCCAUGAAUUUAAGUGGUCCCAAGGUGUAUCAGGCACCUAUGAGAUUACAUACUUGACUUUGGAAAAGAUGGUAAGCUAUAUAACAGAUAAGUGUGAUGUUUUCUUGAGUAAAGGCUAUUCUCCCCAAGAUAUUGCAGUGCUUUUCAGCACAGAUAGGGAGAAGAAAGCCUAUGAGCAUAUGUUCCUGAGAGAAAUGAGGAAGAGGAGGAGAGCAUCUCACAUGAAUGACGAGUCUGUCUGUCAUUCUAACAUGUUUGACAGCAUCCGUCGAUUCUCAGGACUGGAAAGAAGCAUUGUGUUUGGUAUCAAUCCCAUUGCAACUGAGCAGCCCAUUUCCCACAACCUAUUGCUCUGCCUGGCUUCCAGAGCAAUGAAACAUCUGUAUAUUCUGUAUCUUUCAACUCCUGAGGGGCAGAGCUCAAUGGUGGCAUGCUGAAUGGGAUAUAUGAGACCCUAAGUUCAAUCCCUGAUGAUGAGAAAGUUAAAUCGAGUUGAGGUCCUUCGGGACAAGAAGAAAGAUAAAGAUAUAACAAAACCUUGUUCUGUAGUUUUGACAAAUGUAGGAAAAAAUUACCAAUGUGUAUAUCGUAACUAACUGAGGCUGAAAACAAAGCUGGAGAGAAGACUGGCAAGGCAAUGUACACAUGACAUAGGCUAUGGGAACGUUGAGACCAUAAGGACUGAAACCAGAGAUGAAGACAACUCAAUACAGUAAGUCAUAUCCAAUUCUUAAAACAGACUUCCAUUUUAAAUUGGUUAAUACAUUUAUGAAAAUAUUGUAUAAGGAUAAAGAUAAAGACUAAAAACAUAAUAUUAAGUAGCACUGGGGUCUGCGCCUGGAGCUGAUUUUGUGCCACAGCGCUCCAAUCCCUAAAUACCACUGGGAAAGAACUGGCCUCCCACAAGUGUGGACAAGCCUGUGAGCGCAGGUAAGUCCACCACUUCUGCUCAGAGGUACACACCUGGAACUCUCAGAACACAGGAACCAAAUCACAUGAGGCAACAGCAAGAACACAAGCAACAGAUACCAAGGCCACUUGGCAUCAUCAGAACCCAGUUCUCCCUCCACAGCGAGCUAUCAUGGGUACCCCACACACCAGAAAAGCAAGACUCUGAUUUAAAAUCAGAUUUCAUGAUGAUGAUAGACUUUAAGAAGGACAUAAGUAACUCCCUUAAAGAAAUACAGGAGAACACAGGUAUACAGGUAGAAGCCCUUAAAGAGGAAACAUAAAAUUCCCUUAAAGAAUUGCAGGAAAACACAACCAAACAGGUGAAGGAAUUGAACAAAACCAUCCAGAAUCUAAAAAUGGAAAUAGAAACAAUAAAGAAAUCACAAAGGGAGACAACUCUGGAGAUAAAAAACCUAGGAAAGAGAUCAGGAGUCAUAGAUGCAAGCAUCACCAACAGAAUACUAGAGAGAGAAGAGAAUCUCAGGUACCGAAGAUAACAUAGAAAACAUCCAGUGGAAAAAAGACAGAAUUUCCAACAAACAGUACUGGUCAACUGGCAGUGAACAUGUAGAAGAAUGCAAAUUGAUCCAUUCUUAUCUCCCUGUACAAAUCUCAAGUCCAAGUGGAUCAAGGACUUCCACAUCAAACCAGACACACUGAAACUAAUAGAAGAGAAGGUGGGGGAAAAUCUCGAACACAUGGGCACAGGGAAAAAGUUCCUGAACAAAAUACCAAUGGCUUAUGCUCUAAAGUCAAGAAUCAACAAAUGGGACCUCAUAAAAUUACAAAGCUUCUGUAAGGCAGAGGACACUGUCAAAAGGACAAAACGACAAUCAACAGAUUAGGAAAACAUCUUUACCAAUCUCACAUCCAAUUGAGGGGUAAUAUCCAAUAUAUACAAAUAACUCAAGAAGUUAGACUCCAGCAAACCAAAUAACCCUAUUAAAAAAUGGGGAACAGAGCUAAAUUAAGAAUUCUCAACUGAGGAAACUGGAAGGGCUCAGAAACACCUAAAGAAAUGUUCAACAUCCUUAGUCAUCAGGGAAAUGCAAAUCAAAACAUCCCUGAGAUUCCACCUCACACCAGUGAGAAUGUCUAAGAUCAAAAACUCAGGUGACAGCAGAUGCUGCCGUGAGGAUGUGGAGAAAGGAAUACUACUCCAUUGCUGGUGAGAUUGCAAACUGGUACAACCACUCUGGAAAUCAGUCUGGUGGUUCCUCAGAAAACUGUACAUAGUACUACUUAAGGACCAGUUAUACCACUCCUAGGGAUAUACCCAGAAGAUGCUCCAAAAUGUAAUAAGGACACAUGCUCCACUAUAUUCAUAGCAGCCAUAUUUUUAAUAGUCAGAAGCUGGAAAGAACCCAAAUUUUCCUCAACAAAGGAAUGGAUACAGAAAAUGUGGUACAUUUACACAGUGGAAUACUAUUCAGCUAUUUAAAACAAUCACUUCAUUAAAUUUGCAAGCAAAUGGAUGGAACUUGAAAAUAUCAUCUUGAGUAAGAUAACUCAGACACAAAAGAACACACGGUAUUACUAACUGGUUAGUGGAUAUUAGCCCAAAAGUCAGAAUAUCCAAAAUUUCAAUUCACAGACCAUAUGAAGCCUAAGAAGAAGCAAGGCCAAACUGUGGAUGGUUCAGUAUUUCUUAGAAGGGUGAACCUAUUACUUACAGGAGAAACUAUGAAGACAAAGUAGGGAACAGAGACUGAAGGAAAAGCCAUCCCGGGACUGCCCCACCUGGGAAUCCAUCCCAUAUACAGCCACCAAACCCAGAUGAUAUUGUGGAUGCCAGAAAGUGCUUACUGAUGGAAGCCUGAUAUGGCUGUCUCCUGAGAGGCUCUGCCAGAGCCUGACAAAUACAGAGGAGGAAGAUUGGAGCCAACCAUUGGACUGAGCAAGGAGGAGUUUUAGAAGGGACUGAAGGAGCUGAGGGGGUUUGCACCCCACGCAGGGAGCAACAAUGUCAACAGGCCCCCAGAGUGCCUGAGGACUGGACCACCAACCAAAGAAUACACAUGGAGGGACCCAGGGUGCAGGCCGCAUAUGUGGCAGAGGUUGGCCUUGUUGGACAUCAGGUAUGAAGAGAGGCCCUUGGGCCUGAGUGUGUUUGAAACCCCAUUGUUGGGGAAUGCCAGGGUGGCAAGAUGAGGCAGCACCCUCAGAGAGGCAGGGGGAGGGCAUAGGGGGUUUCUGAAUGGGACACCUGAAAAGGGGGAAACAUUUAAAAUGUAAAUAAAGAAAAUAUCCAAUAAAAAAGAAAGAAAACAUAUUUUUGAAUUUGUCUUUAAGGUAUAUGUUUAGAAGAGAGGUGGAGAAACUGACUCAAGUGUGUUUAAUUCUCAACAAUGUAAUUUGAUAUUUUGCUUUUUUUUUUUAUAUAGAUAGAUUGUCUUAUAGCUCAGGCUGGUCUCAUACUCACUACGAAGUUGAGGUUGUCCUCGAAUGCUUGACCUUCUUACUUUUACCUCCUAAUUUCUAGGCGUAUAGACCUUAUAGACCUUCAUAAAACCCUCAAAAACCUCAACUAUUUUUUAAAAAAAAAUGUUUUUACUAACCUGAAAUCAUUGCUUUGUCCUUUUGACUCUAAAGGUUCAUUACCAGUUUUCAGAAAGAAUAGCCUGAAAACAUUCUGUUUCAAAGUCAUGAUGGAUAACUUUGCUUCAUACACCAGCUGGUAUGAGGCCCUCAACACACAUACAGUAGAGGACUUCCAGGUCUAUGUUCAUUCAGAGAUGAUGCAUCUAACCCUCAAGAGACUGGAGGCCUCCAGGGAGUUUAGAGAUCAGAUGGGGUGGAGGGUAGGGACAUCCAUGUGGAGACGGGAUAUGGUGGGGAGGGGGUGUGGAAUGUGGUUGGAGGAUGAGAGUGGAGGGGCAUGGAAUGGAAUAUGGAGUAUAAAAAUGAAUUACAAAUAAAAUUCAAUUUUAAAAAGUAUCUUAAAAGAAAAAUAAAAGCAGGACUGGAUAGUGUGGUUCUUUCCACCUAAGUUCCAGCUUUCUCUUGGAGGAAAAGAGAUUUCUCUUGGAGAUUAAGAGGCCAAUGGAAGGUGAGAGUGCACUUGAAUUCAGCAAUGUCCUUGCAGCUCUGUUCUUUGUACCACUCGGGGUUUAAAGGAAGGAGGAGGAGGAGGAGGAGGAGGAGCCAUUCUUAGUUCUCUCUGUCCUUGUGAUUGUGGGUUAAGAUGUAAGCACUCAGCUACUGCUGCAGCAUUGUUAGUCCCACUGAGCAAGAAUAAGAUCACUAUCACAGUUUUAAAGGCAAGUUUGAAGUAAGCUUUAUUAAAUAUGGCCAGGUCCAUACCUGGGAUUCCCAGAGAAUAACCCUAAAUUACAUUAGUCAGGGGCUUAUAAAGGCAAAACUCACGAGGCUACAUACCUCCCACCUUUGCCAGUCAGAGGCAAGCAUACAUCCUAACAUGGUUCCUGCCUAUAUGUCUCCUGCCUACAUACCUCCUGUCUGUGUGUGAUCAAGCACAUAUCUUACACAAUAAGCGCAACCAUGCUUGUGUGAAGAAGGAAAAACACUAGGCUUGUUAUCUUUCAUGAGCAGCCCCCAGAAUUCCAGGAAAUGAUCUGUUCUUGGACAAGUGGCACUUACUGGUUAGAAACAUUUUUGUUUAAAGAUUUCUUAAGCACAGUAAUUUAAACAUAAAACAUAAUGUUAGCCAUCACACACACACACACACACACGUUAUAUCCUGUGUCAAAUCCUUGACUCUAUGGUGAGAACCUGUUCAUAUUGGGAUCUAAAAACCAUCAGCUUCAUGACACCCAGAUGUGUAUUUCUGUAUCUAGUUAAUGAAUUAAUGAUGCAAGGGCCAACAGUAACUAGAAGAAACAGAAGGACUAAAGACAUCAAAGUUACUAUCUAGGAAGAGCUUGAAAAAGAGAAUAGGAACCAGUCAUUUAUUUCCUCUCAGGUCCCUUUUUAACAAUGUGUUGUGUUUUGUUUUGUACAGUCAGAUUAUCUCCAAUGAUUACUGAGUGGUUUUCAUAAAAACAUUUUCUUUUCUUAAAGCUACAAAAUAGCCCCCUUCUUUUACAGAGUAGGUUGGGUGUUCUGUCAAAUAGAACUAUUUCAGCUAAUGAAUCUACCUAUUUGGUAGAUCUGGGUCUAUUUGAUUUUAAGAGGCAUCUUUCCUGGUAUGCCAACAGACACUUUAGGUCGUCAUUUUGUCCCCUAUAACAGGGACUUUCCAUUUGACCUAACAUUCAUCCUUUUGUUGAGAAUAAGGAAUAAAGUAUUUUCUUCUGUAACUACUUCCUGCUGAAAUGUCCAAGAUCCCAUGGGACCUUGACACCCAGGUACUGAGAAGGGACAUAUCAGAUGAACCAGAAACUGAUGACUUCUGGUAAUUAACUCUCUCUUGCUAUUCUGAGACCAAAGGCUGCCAGCUUCUGGCAUUAACACACUCCUUUAAUAUUUUGAGGGCCAAAGCUUCUGGCAAUUGACUCCUGCUGCUAGCAGCAGGGGAUUUAUAAAAGAAAUUUGGUUACUUUGGGCUCUUUAUUCUUUUAACUCAGGGUGGUGGGGUAGGGGUCUGCUUGCUGGCCAGGGAGAGCCCUAGAGUUCAUUAACUCUUCAUGAGCCAGAGAGAAAGGGAAAGUCAGGCACACGCACAUGCACACUGGAUGAAGGAAAAGGGGAUUCUUUGCCACUUUAUUUGUGUUCUUAGCUUUCAUUCUUUCUCAGACAAAAAUUACCUCAUAGCAAUUACCAAGUAGAAACAUUACAGCAGGGUCAUUGGUUACAUGGCUUAUGUUUACAUCACAUAAUUUCAUAGUGAGUGUAAGGCAAUAGUUCACAUCAUAGGUGGAUACGGUUUAAGGAGUUACAGCAGAAUUAUUUACAUGUCUUUCCUUUAAGCCUAGUACCUGACGAAACAUCCCUUAGCUAUUUUCUAGCUCCGUAAGUUCCUUAUAAGUUUAAAGCUUUUAUGGCACAAGUUAGCAAGGUUUUGUCAAGAGAGAAACCAUCUGCCUUGUGAGUUAUUUUGAAGUCUUGUAUAGAUAAACUAGUCAGUUAUUUACUUUCUGUCCUUAUACCUACCAUAAGUUUCUCAUUCCCAGUUUAUGACCUUUAGUUACUGAGAUUAGUAGCCUCGGUCCUAACCUAGAAGGAAGGUUUUCCUUGAUCGUAAAUUUAUUCCAAGCCUAUUUGCUUUUCCUGGUGCAAUUAGCUUGUGACACAGAAUUCUAUUUGCAGCUUUUUAUUCUACAGGGGGGAGGGGGGCUUAAAAUUACUCAAAUCAAUUCAGUAGUUCUAUAAAGUCAUCAUCAUAAACUAUGAAAUCAUCGAUUCAUCUGAACAGCAUUAUUACAUGAAAGUACAUCUUCAGAUUGAUCUGCCGGAAAUUUGCCAAAGAGGGUGGGCUGAUAUUCAGGAUUCAGCGGGUUGUGUGACGGUGGUAGGAAAGGCAUAUCAACAUCGAGAAGCCAUCCUGGGAUGAAGCCUCUGGGAUCCAUGUCUCUCAGCUCUCACCCACUGCAGCCAUACAAAACAGUGGACCAUCUCCAGAAAAACUCCCUUGCUCGCCAUAGCCUUUCCUGCAUAGCUCUUGUCAAAUUAAAAUGCUGUCCAAAUGGAAUGUUAGUCAAAGGCUAGGAAGGGAUUCAGUCAAGGGGCAUUCGUGCAAUAGGGCAUUUAUGAGAAGCAGCUGGUUUGCUGACCCAGAUGAAGAGACUGGGAGCAAACAUAUUGACUGUCACAUCAGCUUCAGCAAAUCCAGGGCUUGCAGCUAUUUGGAAUAGUAUAUGCAGCUGAUUCCUGGAUGGCGUCUGUUAGCCAAUUCAAACUGCUGGGACAGAUAUAACUAGGGACAGAAGUUAAAGCUUAGGAAUUUAAAGGAAGUAUUACAUUUGGAACUCUGAGGCCCAUGGUACUGGUAGUUGGGAGAAGGGAAGAGUUCCAAAACCAGGAGAGAGAGAAAGAUCCUACCCUCCGGAGGCAUGGCUCCCACCCUUGAGGUCUGAGAAAAUCACAAAAUGUCCCUGGCAGUUGCAAAAUAGACACAGCAGCUGCAGCUGGCUGAUAACAACAGAGUGGGCUAAGAAAACCUAUGUUGUUCCCAGGUGAAGGUGGCCCUUUUGAAUGUAUGCUCCCUCCUUGUGGUUUUACCAGGUGCUGUAAACCAAUUAGCUUAAAGACCAACAUUCCUUUACCCUCUAAUGUAAUGCCAAGGCUUGGAAACCCCUGCUUGUGGUUUUUGUUGUUGUUAUUGUUGUUGUUUUUCCUUUAUAAACCCACUUCCCCUAGACCUCGGGUGCUCUCCUAUCCUGUUGCAUCAGGAAGAUUUGUGGCCUGCCCUCAAGCUUGAAUAAAGACUCUCAUGUGCUUGCUUGCA
This is a messenger RNA of Mus musculus (house mouse), 10874 nucleotides long. It is a transcript of the gene Slfn9, whose product is annotated as schlafen 9. Gene Ontology annotation, cellular component: cytoplasm. The transcript is spliced from 5 exons. The coding region runs from base 1282 to 4014 and encodes 910 amino acids. Lineage: Eukaryota; Metazoa; Chordata; Mammalia; Rodentia; Muridae. The record is from RefSeq and is a predicted model, not a curated record.